Molecule: messenger RNA, 1107 nt
Organism: Arabis nemorensis
Lineage: Eukaryota; Viridiplantae; Streptophyta; Magnoliopsida; Brassicales; Brassicaceae
Source: the annotation of a GenBank genome assembly
AUGGAUGGAAACAAAGACGAUGCGUUGAAGUGUUUGAAAAUCUGCAAAGAUGCAAUGAAAGCUGGAGAUCGACCUCGAGCUUUGAAAUUCCUAUCAAAAGCUCGUCGUCUAGAUCCAGAUCUUCAAAUCGACGAUCUUCUCUCCGACCUUAAUAAUCAGUCAGAGAAACCAGAAUCGAGGAAAUCGCCUGGAUCUGCAACCGGAGCAAAAGAUUCGCUGGAUUCAUCAGAUCGGCCUUCGUUACGUCAACGUGGAUCAUCAACAACAUCACCGUCUUCUUCUUCGAAGUCAUACACCGAAGAACAGAUCUCGAUCGUGAGAAAGAUAAAAUCGAAGAAGGAUUAUUACGAGAUCUUAGGUCUUGAAAAUAACUGUUCAGUGGAUGAUAUAAGGAAAGCAUAUCGGAAACUCUCGUUGAAGGUACAUCCAGAUAAGAAUCAAGCUCCUGGUUCAGAAGAAGCUUUCAAAUCUGUAUCGAAAGCGUUUCAAUGCUUAAGCAACGAAGAAGCUCGGAAAAAAUACGACGUUAGUGGUUCCGAUGAACCAAUCUAUCAGCCACGAAGAUCUUCAGCGAGGAGUAAUGGAUUCAAUGGUGGAUACUACUACGAAGACGAAUUCGAUCCGAACGAGAUCUUUCGAAGCUUUUUCGGUGGUGGAGGAAUGCCACCAGCGACUGCUCAAUUCCGAACGUUUAAUUUCGGAGCUAGUCGACAUAGAACAACUAAUAAUCAUCAAGCUCCUGAUGCAGGUUUCAAUGCUCGUAUACUUCUCCAGCUUCUACCUGUUAUACUCAUACUACUGAUCAACUUCAUGCCUUCUUCUCAACCUGUUUAUCAACUCUCUUCAACUUAUCCUUACAAUUACAAGUUCACAACACAGAAAGGUGUUAAUUACUUUGUGAGAUCGUCGAAAUUUGAGCAGGAUUAUCCGCGAGACAGUAACGAUCGAUACACAUUGGAAGAACAAGUUGAGAGAGAUUAUGUGUCUAUACUUAGUCAGAAUUGUAGGUAUGAGCUGCAGAGGCAACAAUGGGGAUUCGUUCGCGAAACGCNUCAUUGCGACAUGAUGAGGAGAUUCGAGGAAACUGCUGCUUACAAAAAUCACUGA